AUGUCUGACAAAGUCAACGUCGUGCGGUUGACUCCGCUCGAUGUUAUUAUGCCUCCAACGUACGCAGGCGUUCUGCUCACCUUUGAAACAACCCAGUCAACUCAUGUCAUUGAGAAUAACCUGCAACACGGCAUCGACAAGCUUGUGACAGCUAUGCCAUGGCUAGCAGGUCGAGUCUAUCGAACAGCUCCGGCAGAAGGGAACCUCAGCCUCGAACUACGUUGGAGCCAAGAUGGGACCAGGUGCACAUUGUUUAACAAGGGGUCUAUACCAAAUGCCUACCUCUCCAACUCUGACGCUGGCAUGUCUCCAGAAGUUAUCCCAGCGAACAUUUGGCCAGUCCCUUUUUCUUUAGAUGACGAGACUUGGGCAGCUGGGGUACCCGUUUUUUCCACAAGUUUCUUUCAAUUUGCGGACAAGCAAGGAGUAGGCUUGUGUAUCUGCGUUCACCACAAUGUUGUUGAUGCCUCAGGACUUUCCCAUAUCAUCACGCUCUGGGCUAAAUACCUCUCAGAAGACCUGGACACUGGAUUGAUCUUGGAGCUCGACUCUAUGGGUCGUCUUUCUAAGGCUCUGAAUCCCCAACUGGAGGCACUGUCAAGCCAGUCAAAGGAGACCCUUUUUGAGGCACAUCCUGAAUACUCCACAAGCCCACCAGCCCUUCCCACGGAGUUUGUCCCAAGUGCCUGCAAGCUUUUUCGAAUACCCAUCACCUCAAUCAACGAAACGAAAACUCUUAUAAAAGAUCAUACGGCCUCGGACCCGUCCACAAAUACUACACUAUGUGCCCUUUUGUGGUCUACGAUUACCGCGGCCCGGAGGAAGCGUAACCCAGCGCUUACUGAGCAGACCAGUAAACUCAUCAUGGCUGUUAAUGGCAGAUGCAGGAUUGGCCAUGAUUUCUCAACGCUCAAUCAUCCCUACUUAUCUAAUCUCAUACUCUACUCACUUGCAAGCUUCUCUAGCAGAGACCUAAUUGCUGCAGGAGAUUCGAAAGAUAUGAAAGUACUGGCGCAAAUUUGCGCCUCAAUUGCCGAAUCAAAAUCCCUCGACAGCAUCAACGCCAAAUCCAUUGCCGAAGUUUACCGCUUGGUAGAGUCAGUGGACAGAAAUACCACAAUUUUUCCUGGGUGGGAUCUCUUCGGAUCUCGGGAUCUAACUGUUACGAGCUGGGCUGAUCUUCCUUUGUAUGAGAUGGACUUUGGGCCCGGGCUUGGAAGACCACAGCAUAUUAGGGCACCAUAUUCUCCAGCGGAUGGUGUUUGUCUGAUUAUGCCAAGGAAAAGGUCCGAUCAAACAGCGGCUGGGAAAGUGGAACUACUGGACGUCAUGGUGAUGCUACGACAGGAUGAUAUGGAUGCACUUCUGCAAUCAUGGUUGGGCAAAAGUCUAGUUGCAGUGUUCUGA
Trichoderma breve is the source of this 1407-nucleotide messenger RNA. RefSeq names its product transferase family domain-containing protein. The coding region runs from base 1 to 1407 and encodes 468 amino acids. Gene Ontology annotation, molecular function: acyltransferase activity, transferring groups other than amino-acyl groups. The record is from RefSeq and is a predicted model, not a curated record. The transcript has a single exon. NCBI's taxonomy places the organism in Eukaryota, Fungi, Ascomycota, Sordariomycetes, Hypocreales, Hypocreaceae.